Messenger RNA from Oppiella nova, 414 nucleotides. The record is from the annotation of a GenBank genome assembly. Lineage: Eukaryota; Metazoa; Arthropoda; Arachnida; Sarcoptiformes; Oppiidae.
CUUGAGUCCAGCGAACAGAAGGCCAUCGUCGAGGCGCUGAGACACUCGUGGGAGGCGUACCGGGAGUACGCGUGGGGGGCCGACCACCUCAGGCCCAUCACUAAAUCCAAACACAACUGGUUUAGUGUGGGACUCACUAUAUUGGACUCAUUGGACACACUUAUUAUGAUGGGUCUCGAAGAUGAAUUCAAUGAAGCCAUGAAUUGGGUUAAAAACGACUUGAGGUUUGAUAUCUACAAAGAUGUCAAUUGUUUCGAAAUGACUAUAAGAGCGUUAGCUGGUCUGUUGUCGGCCUAUCACUUGUCAGGUGAGGCCACUCUACUGAUACGAGCGGCCGAUUUGGGCGACCGACUGAUCCACUGCUUCGAUACACCGCAACAUUUGGUGCCUUUCAGUGACGUGAAUCUGCAGACC